AUGGAACAUUACUCAAGAAUGUUUGACAAAUCUAUUGGUACUGGUAAUCAAAAUGAAUUCAAUGUAUCUAUAUGUGAGACGGGAACGGAAAGAAAAAGUUAUUUAAGAGUUAAAUUAGCGAAUCUCAGGAAGCGUCAUAGACAGAAAAAAUAUGUGGAACAAAUAGCCCAACAGUUCAGAAUAGAUGAGUUUAAAACAUUCUUUCGAGUAGACCGAAAAACUGUGGCGUGUCUGCAGGAUUCCAUCGUUAUGAUAUGCACAGAAAGAAACCGAAAUAAUAAGCCGGCAAUCAUCAGGUGGUACACCGAAAAAAGUAUCCAUGAAAGGAUUUUGAUCCUUCUGUGGUAUAUGGCACGUGGUGACAAAUAUGCCUCUAUUGCUGAUAGAGCGAGAGCACUGGUUGUAUCAUUUAUUCACCAGUUCUUAUUGGAUAAAGUAGUCGUUUGGCCCACAGAGCAGAUGACAGAGAUGCAAGGCAUGUACAUGGAACUAAAGAGCUUCCCAUGCGUGAUAAGUUCUCUAGGACUCGAUUUCUUAAUAGUCAAUCUGCAGGUUGUCAUCCAACAGGUUGCUGUGUAUUACAAAUCAAAGAGUAAAAGUUGUAAGGAAUGCUUCAAUAAAUCAGGAUAG
Messenger RNA from Lottia gigantea (owl limpet), 630 nucleotides. RefSeq lists its product as hypothetical. Lineage: Eukaryota; Metazoa; Mollusca; Gastropoda; Lottiidae. The record is from RefSeq and is a predicted model, not a curated record. Bases 1 to 630 code for a protein of 209 amino acids. The transcript is spliced from 4 exons.